Messenger RNA from Tympanuchus pallidicinctus (lesser prairie-chicken), 5829 nucleotides. RefSeq names its product myelin protein zero like 1 (gene MPZL1). Lineage: Eukaryota; Metazoa; Chordata; Aves; Galliformes; Phasianidae. The record is from RefSeq and is a predicted model, not a curated record. Gene Ontology annotation, cellular component: membrane; focal adhesion; cell surface. The coding region runs from base 156 to 1088 and encodes 310 amino acids. The transcript has 7 exons.
UGGUGUGGAGGUGGUUGGGCAGUCUGUUCUUUCUUAUACCAAGGUAUAUGGCUUCUUAAUAUUUGUAUGUUCUUCUUAGGAAAUACAGCAUGUUUUACUAUUGGCUGGAAUGGCCUACAUGGAUUUUUCUUUUGUGUUAAGACUAAACUGCAUCAAUGAAUUCUUCAUGUGGAAGUUUGAUCCCACAUCUGGAUACUUCAGCAGAUCUCAGAGGAGUUAUUUGGGCUUGUCUGCUCCUAGCUGUUGAGACCAUCAAAGAUAGAAUUGCUCCAGCAUAUAUCUUAUUGAAAAGGAGGUGCAAACUCUUGUGGUUAAGAACGCUUGUCUGCUAUCCGUUCCGAAUGACUUUGUCUUCCUAUACUUUGCUGCUGGUCAAAGUGUCGGCAGUAGAAGUCACCACACCAGAGGAGAUAUUUGUGGAGAAUGAAACAGACGUAAAGCUUCCAUGCACAUUUACAUCCGUGGAGGUGAUCAGCAGCGCAGCAUCUGUUUCUUGGAGUUUUCAACCAGAAGGAGCAGCAACUCGUAUCUCAUUUUUCUAUUACUCCAAUGGAAAGCCGUACACUGGAAAGGACAUACCAUUUAAAGACAGGGUCACUUGGGCUGGAGAUCUUAACAAGAAAGAUGCUUCUAUCAGUAUAUCAAACAUGCAGUUCCAGGACAAUGGCACUUACAUUUGUGAUGUCAAGAACCCACCUGAUAUUGUUGUCAAACCAGGAGAAAUCCGGCUUAGAGUUGUGGAGAAAGACAGCCUGCCUGCGUUCCCCAUUGCCAUGGUGGCAGGGAUAGUCAUCGGUACGGUUACAGGUCUCACACUGCUCAUCUCUAUUGUCGUGUGUCUUGUUAUGAGAAAGAACAACUCUAAAAAACGUUACUCUGGCUGCGGUACAUCUGAAAGCUUGAUGUCACCAGUUAAGCAGGCUCCGCAGAAGUCGCCCUCCGACACAGAGGGUCUGGUAAACAGCGUACCCGCCAGAUCACACCAGGGCCCAGUCAUUUACGCGCAGCUAGAUCACUCCGGAGGACAGCACAGCAACAAGAUUAACAAGUCAGAGUCUGUGGUCUAUGCUGACAUUCGGAAGAACUGAGAUGUGAUCCUAACCUGUCUAUAGCAAAACACUCUUUCAGACUGGAAUUGCUUAAACAAAAUUUGACCCAGAGAACUCACAUGUGGCCUUUGAUGCCUAGGCUAGGACCAAUGCAUGUGCAUACAGAGGGAAAGAUAUAUAUGUAUUGUGUGUAAAUAGUCUAUUUAAUCGUAGAGAAGUGAGACCAAUGUUGCAUGUUGAAAUGCGCUAAGAAUUCUGCUUAUAAAUUGCCAAUAUUCUUUUUGUAUCUUGUAUGAUGAGAGAGAAAGUGCAAACUCACAUCACAAUUUAAUAAUAUUUUUUAUUGUAUCAAUGGAGAAACUGGAAGAUGCCUGAGGAUUCUAGAUUGACUUGGAGAUUUUUUUUUGUUUAUAGGGCCUAAUUUCUUUUGUUGUUGUUGAGGUGAAUACAAAAAAGGUAACUUUCGCAGGGUAUUCAUGUUUUCUUGGUCAGGUUGUCAGUACAAAAGCUGCCUUCUCCUAUGAGGUAGACAUUCUCAUUUGGUCUUGUAAGCAGAAUUGUGACUCCUAGCUAUCAGAAAUAGAUGUCUUACCUCUGCAAGUGAAGAAAAUGUUCAGAUCUGCCUGACUUGUCUAACACAGUUCACCAAAUUGUUUACUUCUGUAUUAAGCCUGUAUAUUCAAGCUUAGUCCUUUAAGGUACAGGGAUAGUAUUGACCUAAUGAAUUCUGUGAAAUUUUAGUUUACCUGUGAAAAUUGAAGAGCUAGUGAGUUAAAGAGAUAGGAAACUGUAGCUCUAGGUGGCUGAAAAGUUCACUGAAAGUCUGAGGCAAUGAAGUGUUUCUUUCUCAAAAAUGACACUUCAUAUAAGCACAAAAAAAGGCUCCAAGGGAUUUGGAAGUUCUGAUAUUCCCUUGCCUCUCCCUCAGGGCUCCACUAUACCUCUGCCAUUUCUGAAGAGAUGCUUUCUCUGUUCUCGAAAGCCUUUAAUGAAGGCUGAAUAACCUCUGAAAGAAAUCUAGAGCUUCACUUUUUUUUUUUUUUUUCCCUUCUGGUAUUUAAUUCAGUGUGGGUUUUUUUUUGUUUUUUUUUUUUUUCUUUCUUUUUUCUUUUUUUUUAAUUUUAUAAUCUUUAUUUGCACAGACAGAUGUGGAGGGCAGUUCAUUUUCUUCUUUUCUACAAGUCUACUACUUGAUUAAUCUUAUUUCCCAGCUUCUUGUUUGUAGAUGAUACUCCUCAUAACUUGUUAGGGAUCCCUGAUUGUUCUUUUCUGCUGAAGAGGAUCUUUCUUUAGCAGUCCCAUCUGCACCCAGAAAUCUGGUGUUCUGAACUAGAGGUGGCACUCCAGCUGAGGUCUUUUCACAGUAGCAUAUAGUAAGUAGGAUUUCUGUUCUGUAUAUCCUUAUGUGGUGUUAACUUUUCUCUAAAAGCAGUUCAUUUUCAGUUUGAUCUACCAUAACCUCUUAGGUUCUUACCUAUUUCCUAAUUUGGUUUAUUUCACAGAAUCAUUUACAGAAUGAUUGAGGUUGGAAAGGAUCUCCAGAAAUUAUCUGUUUAAACCCAGAUUGGGUUUAGCUAGAGUAGGUUGGCCAGGACUGUGUCCAAUUGCAUUUUUAGUAUCUUCACAGAUGGAAACUGUCUCUUUGGGCAACUUAUCCCACUGUUUGGACACUCAGAGUAAAAGAAGUGUUUCCAUGUGUUCAGGUAGAACUCCCUGAUUUUUAACUUUUGACCAUUGCCUCUUGUUCUGUCCGUGAGUACUACUGAGAAGAGUCUGGCUUUUUCUUCAUUCUUUUUUCUCAACAAAGUUGGGUUUGCAAACUUUAUAUUCUUUCAUCAGGAUCAUGCUUGACUGGUUGCCUAACAACUCUUGCUUCUGUUAGAAGUGCUGCUAAAGUUGCAGUGAAUCCUUCUGCUGCUUUCCCUAUCUGGGCUGUUUCUUCCAAAUAUUUCUUUUACACUUAGCAAGAAACAGGAGCUUAGUUGAUGAUGGAAAACCUUUGUUUUAAUCUGCCUAUGCACAUCGCUGUGCAUUACCACCUUUCUCCCUAGACAUUUUAGAGUAAAAGGGAGAAAUGUGAUGAAUUUAAUUAUCAAACACUUGGUGCUACAAGAAAAUAGGACUGUCUUUUGCUCUGAAAUCACUGUUUUUGUGGGGCUUUUUGUUGUUGUUUGAUUGUUUUUCUGCUGGGCUCUACCUAAGAAUCUGAGUACAAUCCUGUUACUUCUGGUGCUAACUAUAGGAAAUGUGUAAUUUCAUUGGUUUUCUUUAGGUACAGGUAUGUACCUAAAGAGAGAAGUCUCAUUGCAAGGCUGCUUGGAUUCAGACAGCCUUGUGUGUGAAGGCAUAUUGAGGUGGUUUUUUUGUUUGUUUUUUGUUUUGUUUUGUUUUGUUUUAGGAAAGAAACAAGCUCUCUUCCCCAUAGGAAUAGUAGAAAUCAAUCUCAAGUGUGAUCGACAGUUCUCCGGGCUGCCUAUUCCAGUGCUUUACCAUCGUCAGAGUAAAGAUUUUUCUCUUAAUAUCUAAUCUAUAUCUCCCCUCUUUUAGUUUAAAACCAUUCCUUCUUGUCCUAUCACCAUCAGACCAUCAGCCUGUGUAAAAAGUCAGUCUAUCUCCUGGUUAUAAGCUCUUUCUGAGUACUGUAAGCUCCUUUUGAGUACUCUGAGUUCUGGAGACCUUCCGUAAUGGGGAAAUUUAGGUUAGAUGGUAGGAGAAAAUUCUUCACUCAGAGGGUAGUGAGGCAGAAGCACAGCUGCCCAGAGAAGCUGUGGAUGCCCCAUCCCUGGAGGUGCUCAAGGCUGGGUUGGAUGGGCCCUGGGCAGCCUGAGGUGUGGUUGGCAGCCCUGCCCAUGGCAGACAGGUGGAACUGGGUGGUUUUUAAGCUGCCUUCUAACUCAAGCCAUUCUAUGACACUGUGAACUUGAGGCAGCAUGGAACAGAACUACUGUGAACUUUUGGGCACUCAGCGUGUUAGCUUAUUUAUUUGGAUAUAAUAGUCUGUGCUGAUGAAAGGGACUGAUGUUAGUUGGUUUACUUAGUGACAUCAUCUCAAGUGACAGAUGACUUCUAAUUUCCUUGAUGGCUAGCAAGCAGAGAUUGAAAUCAGACAAAGUCAUCAGAUUGUGAUGUUAUGGUGACAGAAAUUCAGUUGGGUGUCCUCUACUGCUAUUUUCUUAAUUCUUUGAUGCUCUUUUGCAGGUGGAAAAGAACAGCAUGUACUUUUAGGAAAAUGAAGUGUAUUGUCCUUAACCAGUGUCAGUACCACUGCUAGCUCUUUUUUUGGUCUUGCUGCAGCCCAGCUGAAGAACUGACAAGAAUCUUGAGGCAGUAGCAAAUGACUGUUAGGCGAGCAGGCACUCAUGGGUGAUGGAGCUGAGGAAGGUCUGCAUGAUGUAAAAGAUUUACAAUGAAUUCUCUGCUGUGAGGAGGAAAAAAAUAGACUUUUACAUGUAAAAGUGACCUUGUAUGCAUUAUAGGAAUACAGUUUGGGAGUGCCAACUUGGGCUCUGGCUGCUGAGCCAGCUUGCACCCCCUAGAGACAUGGUAUCACACAUCUUUGUCAUCCCCUCUUCUGAACAGAGCUGCAAAUUGAAGAGUUUUGUCUCUACUAACAGUGGAUAUAUUCUUCUUUAUUACUGAUCAGCAGAAAUAGAUUUUGAAGGGUAUUAGGCAUAACUAUACUGACGUUAGUAAAUCAGUAGCUAUACUCAGUACAACAAAUCUCCAUUGCCUUUUUUGUCUUCAGCAGUUGUUCUGUGAGGGAGAUCAUCAGUGUGUUCAUUAGAUGGCACUAAAUCACACAUUACACGUGUUCAUUAAAGAGCCACUAUAGGUUGGCAAAUAUAUCCCUAUACUUAACUACAUGAUAAUAACUGGACACCUGCAUUGGUUUUUGUUUUUGGAUUAUUUUUUUUUAAGCUUUGGCGCUGUUUCAGUUUGUGAGAAAAUGAGCUGGAAAUAAGUUUUCAGCUUUUUUAAACCUGUGAGAACUGCUCAGGUAACCAUCUGUCUGGUAACUGAAGGAAAUGUAUACAUGCAGCUUGUAAGCUGCGUUGCUGUAGAGUGGAUUCUUUGAGGUAAAAUGCAGGCCAUUUGAAUUAUGACCAAAAUACUUUCAGUCUGUUUUAAAAUUUUGUCUUGGAUUUUACAUUAAUAAUAUAUCCACCUAGGACCUCAAAUGCAAUUUGUUCUGACACUACAAAGGUGAUGAAAUUAUUUUCUUUUUAAAACUAUCAAAGCUGAAAAGGUGGGUAAGACUUCUGGGCAGUGGCCAUUGGCCUGUGGUGCUAAUAUUUAGGUAACAAACUACAAAAUCAUAUAAAGAUGCUCAGGACUUGUACUCUUCUGAGGCUUCUCUUUCCCUGCUCUUCACUGCCCUAAGGCUACUAAACCCUUCAAUUAAAGGUGUUUUUGCACUCUAAAAUCAAGUUCAAUGCCUCUUGAGAUCAGUGUGCUGUGCAAUCUUUUCUGUCUCCCUACAAUGGCAGCUCUUUUUAUGCGGUAAAUAUAAUUGGGAAUAUAGACUGGAUACUUUUCAUAACCCUCCAUUUGGAGGUAUGUGGGAGAACAAACACCUGUAAGACAGGUGUAUAAUCUGUGUGAGGGAGCUAGAUAUGCAUUGCAUGGCCUGACUACGUGAACAUCCUGUGUAUCAACGGUUAGUGCUUUUGCUUUUACAGACUCAUCUGGAAAGUUAUCCUGGAUAUUUUUUCUUGAAUGGACUUUCACAUUUUCUGUUGUAAUCUUGUGAAUAUUUUAAUACACUUAUUUCCCCCCUCAA